Molecule: messenger RNA, 5976 nt
Organism: Misgurnus anguillicaudatus (oriental weatherfish)
Lineage: Eukaryota; Metazoa; Chordata; Actinopteri; Cypriniformes; Cobitidae
Gene: klf12a
Product: Kruppel like factor 12a
Biological process (GO): regulation of transcription by RNA polymerase II
Molecular function (GO): RNA polymerase II cis-regulatory region sequence-specific DNA binding; DNA-binding transcription factor activity, RNA polymerase II-specific
Source: RefSeq, a predicted model, not a curated record
AAUAUUGAAUAUUGAAGUGUUAGUGCUCUUUUGCUAUUAACUGUCAUAUAAGCAGAAACUUUAAUAAGGUAAGAGGUGCACAAACAUGCAGAAGGCGAGUAAGUGCAGUCUGGUUGUUCCAAAUUACUGCAAACUUCUGUCACCAUAACGUAACACCAUAGAAAAUCAUUCAAAGGCGCCUGCAACUCCCAUAAACACGUUUGAUGUGAUCGGCCCCUUAUAGUUCCCUAAGUGAAUACUUAGAUUUUUUCUUGCAAUCCAUUUUUUAUUUUAUCUAAGGGAUUUCUUAGCUUAAGGACUUUCAUGCAACCGGGCACUGAAGUAUUCCAGAAUAGAACAUUUAAAUAAAUUACAUUUGUUUUUCCCUGUUAAUAGUGUAAUACAAUUCUGAAAAAAUAUAUAUUGUCAAGGUGGUUUAAAUUUUUUUGUUUAAGCUCUUUCAAGUGGUGAUGAUUCAACUUUAUAUUCAUUUUUGAGAGCAGUAUGCGAUGCUAUUGUGUGAAGAAGUCACAUUAGAGAAAUCAGAGAUGGGACCAAGUCACACAUGUGCAAGUCUCAAGUAAGUCUCAAGUCUGAACCUUCAAGUCUCAAGUAAGUCCCAAGUAUUUUUUUCUUGGGCAAGUCAAGUCAAGUCGAGUCACAGGCUAUGUCAAGUCAAGUCCUGUAGUAGGUCAAGUCAUGUCCAAGUUAAGUCACCUUAUUAUUGUAAUUUUACCUGCAGAAUCUGAUCUUAAUAAAGUGAAAAGACAAGAUAUACAGCAAGUAAUUAUCAGUAAAUUACAAUAAUUUGGAUUUGCAUUGUAAAUACUCAUGUUCAGUAAAAUACAUCAUGGAAUCAAAAAAAAUUGUAAUUUCUUCCAUUCACGCGCGUACAUUUGAAAUAACGAACUUGAGCGUGCAAAAAAAACAUGCAGUAUGUGAACCGCCCCAACAUUGUAGAAUCCAGUCAUUUUUCUGUGUGUGUGUUCAGGUGGCAAACUUAGAAAAAGUAGCCAAGUUUUGUACCGCUCAGAUCAAGGGAAGUAUUUUUUAAAAAUAAAUCAAAAUUAUGUUGCCCACAUUUGUCCCCAACACAGUAUGAUGAGGGUUAUUGGAGGUUGUCGUCUGGCUGCCUGUGAUUUUAAUGUUGCAUGUCUUGCAACGCACUGUUCGUCUUUUGCCAUCUUGUUGAAGCCGAAAGCGAUGACCCUCGGUACCCCUCCGGCUGACUUGUUGAUAUUUGAUCCAGCUGGAUCAACUUUAUUUUUUUUAAAUAAUUUAUAUAUUUUAUAUUCAAACUGAAAACAUGAUGUGAUUAACACUCAAGUCAUUCAAGUCAUCGUGUCUUAAGUCAAGUCAAGUCCUGAAUCUUUAACUUCCAAGUCCGAGUCAAGUCUCAAGUAUUUUAUAUUUUGUCAAGUCAAGUCACAAGUCACAAAAAUAGUCGACUCGAGUCCAAGUCACCAAGUCACAAGUCCUCAUGUCUGAUAUAUAUAUGUCAGUGUUGGAUUAUUUUUUCUAAAUUUUUUUUUAUUUCUUUGGUUCUUUGGAUUUUUUUUGUCAUUUUGAUCGGCACAUGUAUAUAUUCUUCACUGUGGAGAACUCUUUUGGCUCUCUAAAUAAUUUCCACCUUAUACAAAAGAGCUUCUGCGGGUGCCCCAUCAUUUUUACAAUCCCUCACGAACUCACAUUGUUUCUCAGAAAGCGAGCUGGUAGGCUUGACUCCAUCACAUUUUGUGGCAGCGGUGGGAUGGUGAGUCGCAAGACUGCGCCAAGAGGUAAAAAAACCGAGGGUGGGUUACGGUCCCAAGUGAAGGCAGUAUCAGGUAAGCAGGAGGCCUGGAAUUCAGCUGAUCCUACAAAGGGUGAGGAAGGAGCGACAAGUCUUCCCAGAGGCUCCUCCAGGCCCAGUCCACCAUCAGUGGGGGAGGGAAUGGUCUCCCUAAUGCGCAGUUUCCUUGACACGCAAGAACAGAAAGAGGAGCGCUAUUUGCGGGAGGCCUUGGUGAGUCUAUUUUGCAGGCGAUUCGUUCAGAUGAGACCUCGUCGGAUGCAGAUAGCUUACGAAUGGAGCUACCAACACUGGCCGGGAAGAGAUUCAAGGGGCACAGACCAAUCGACGAUCCAGACUCUCCAAGCAGUCCAGCACCGAUGCAAAGGGCUGACCCAAAGAUGCCAAGCUUCCAGCAGGGGGAAGAUAUUGAGAAUUAUCUUCGCCGAUUCGAAUGUCUGGCCGAAACCUGGAGGUGGCCCGAGGUCCUCGUAAUCAAUCACUUAACUCAUUCACCGCCAGCCUUUUUGAGAAAAGUUGCCCACCUGCAUUUUUGUGAUUUUAACAAAAUUUUCACAAAAUUCCUUGCAGGAAAAAUCAUUUUCUAUAAAUAUAUAAACAUACAAAUUAUAUUAAAUUAAAGAACACACCCUCUGCUUUCAAACAAACAAUAAACAAACAAACAAACAAACAAAAUGGGGAAAAAACGUUUCAUUAUAUAUUUACUUUUUCUACUUAAUUUAACCCCUGAAAUAUGGAUAUUUCUCUUCAAAAAUACAACAUUUUGAGCAAAAAGCUUAAAAAAUUGCGUUUUUGUAAAGGAAUUUAUGUUAGAGAUCAGACUUAGAAUGACUAUCAAACAUAAAGGCCGUUAAAAUAACCAUCAAAUCUUUUUAACUUCCGUUUUUGAUAAAUUCGAUUUGGCGCCAUCUGGUGGAUAAAAGCGGUAUUACACUUUCACUUUGAAAUUCGUCCAAAAAGGCAUAUUUAUUAGUUAAAUAUGAACUCAUAAAUGACGAGAUAACUCGUCAAUGGCGGUGAAUGAGUUAAAGGUACUGUACGCGGUGGUUUUCAUAAUUAUAGAUCUGAAAGGGGUUCGGCUGAACCAUCUGACAACACCCAGGGUCCAUGAAGUCAAUGACUAAAUACUUGAUUUGUUUUUACUGUCAGCAGCCAGGCCACAAAGCUGCGGUGUGUCCCACUCGGAAAGCAAAACUUACAGAGUUUUGUUAUGUUCCUAGAGAAGAGGAUUGUGAUUUUGACUCAGUGGGGGAGGGUCAGAAUGUACAUGAUGUGACUGUCAAUGGACUUGCAAUGAAAGCACUCUUGGACACUGGAAUUUCCUAUCAACGUUAAAAGCAUGCUAUUUAAAUUCUGUCAAUUAUGAGAACACUACUGCUGUUCAGUGUGUGCAUGGGAAUGUAAGGCAUUAUACCAGAGCUGAGAUAAUGGGGGAGGUAGAGGAAAUGUAUUUGCUUAAUGUUGCCAUAGUUUAACAUUUACUAGCAGAUAUGAUUCUGGGAAGAGACUUACUAGUGCUAUUUGAACUUUUGCAACCACCCAUCAAGAACUCAGUUAAUUCUGUUACCACUGCCCCUAUUAAUGUGUCAUGUCCUGCAAUUACUAGGGCUCCAGUCAGGGCAGGUCUACAGCCACUGCCAGUCUUACACAAUAGUCUGUUGCAGGGUGGGACUAAAGGCCCUAGAAAGUCACAACAGCAAAAUGAAAAGUACCUGGGUACCCUAGCUUCAGAGUCCUCUGUGGAGGGGCUGGAAGUUAAUGCUGGAAGGUCCCAGGGAACAACUUCAAGGGGAAGAUAAAUCCUUAAAACCCUUAUUUGUUAAAGCUGAAUGUGGGAAACCUCCAAAUCUGUGUGAUGAAAAGUAUGUGGUGUUGAAUGGAGUGUUAUAUUUGCAAAGUGGUGAUGUUACCUGUUUAAUUGUAUCAUCUUGUUGUCAUCCUCUUGUUCUACACCUUGCACAUACUGUUCCAUGGGCAGUUCACCUUGGUCAACAGAAACCGUAUGCUCGCAUUCACUCACGGUUUUAUUGGCCAACACUUUACACUGUUGCUUCACUGAUGCAACUUCACGUUGCGACUGAUGGGGCAGCUGAACAAGCAGUUGGGCAUCACAGCCAUCCGCACAACUCCCUACCAUCCGCAGACAGACAGCCUGAUGGAGAGGUUUAACCAAACCCUCAAGAACAUGCUGCGGAGGUUUGUUGCAGACACAGGACAAGACUUUGCUUAACGAGAGGUACCCCCAGGCAUCCACGGGAUUCUCACCGUUCAAGCUCCUUUAUGGAUGGCAGGUACAGGGAGGAUAAAGGCAUUAUACAGUAAAUAAUAGAGAUGCAAGAUCGUCUGGAGCAGUACAGAGAACAAGCCAGAGAGAACCUACAAGAAAAUCAACAGGCACAGAUAAGAUGGUAUGACCAAACACAGACAACGGCCAGACAACGACAGUUUCAACCGGGUCAGAAGGUAUUACUUUUAUUACCAACUCCAAAAAGCAAGCUGCUGGCUAAAUGGCAAGGACCAUAUGCUGUGAUCCGCAAGAUGGGGCCAGUAACUUAUGAAGUUCAUCAUCCGGACAAGGGCAAGACCAGGCAGACUUACCACAUGAACCUGUUAAGAGAGUGGAAGGAGCCACCUAGUAAAGGAACAGGAAUAUCACUGUUGGUGAGGAAGAUUGAGGUGGAAGAGGACGAGGAAUCUGAGGACGCAAGGAAAAAGCCAUCUGUGUCUCCUGUGAUCCAUGACUAUACAGAGAUGGGCGUGCUGGUGUUGAACCGCAGAUUUCAGACAGAUGACAGACGACUCCUAUCCGACCCCUUACAAAUGCAAACCGAGCCUGUGGAUCUGUCCACCAACAGAGCCAGAACCUCCCCAUCACUUUCAGCAUCUUCCUCUUUAUCCUCAUCCCCCUCAUCGUCAUCAUCAAUACGAUUUUGUCCACGAUCCCCUGAUUCAAGCAAGUCUGUGUUAUCUUCAUCACCUUCAUCAAUAUCUUCCUCCACCUCUGUCAUAACUCCUGUUCCUCGUAUGAAGAUGUCUUCAUCCAGCUCUGGUCCAGUGGUCGCAUCUCCCCCAUCCAGGAGUCUCAGUGGCCAAUCGUUUUUGCACCUACCCCACCUGAUGCCUCCCUGCUCCAAUGCUGUUCACCUCCACCCACGUAGAGUGCCGGUGGUAGUGCAGCCCAUGCCUCUGGUCUACAGUGGGAUGGGAUCUUUGCUAAACAGCAGACUUAUGAUGCCACUGCUGGAGGAAAACAUAAUGCACAGGAGAGUCACACAGCGCAUUGCAGAUGGACUGUCACCACGGCGCUUUUUGAGUGACAGCGAGGAUGAUGAUCUGCCCAGCGUGACUUUGGAGAGUGUGAAUGAAACAGGCUCUACUGCCCUGACCAUCGCCCGCGCUGUGCAAGAUUCCUUGUUGCCGUUCAGUAUUGAGAGUCUUCGGAGGCCCAGGCAAUCAGAGUCACCCGACUCGAAGAGGAGACGCAUCCACAGGUGUGAGUUUAACGGCUGCAAUAAGGUGUACACGAAAAGCUCUCACCUAAAAGCCCACAGACGCACACACACAGGUGAAAAGCCAUACAAGUGUACUUGGGAUAACUGCACGUGGAAGUUUGCACGCUCUGAUGAGCUGACACGGCAUUACCGUAAACACACAGGCGUCAAACCAUUCAAAUGCAACGACUGUGACCGCAGCUUCUCCCGCUCAGAUCACCUCGCUCUCCACCGCCGCAGACAUGCUCCACAGACAUGCUUAGUGUGACAAAGACAUUUCAUGGACAAAAAAAAACAGAGAGAGCUGGUCUCUAUCUGCUAGUGUUAAAGAAGGUUGUUUUUCCCUGCACAAUAAUAAAUGGGUGAAAGUGGUGAACGUUCUAUAAUGAAGGUGAGGAAGGGACUCUGUUAUUAUGAUAUUAUAUAUUAGCAUUUAUAGUAUCUAUCUUUUCCUCAUCAGUUUAUUUUUUACACUUUUAUGUGAGGUUUAUUCUAAUCAAAAUUAAGGUCAGUCAAAAUAGUAUUUUACACUGACCACUACACCAGGUUCCAAAUGAUUAUGCACAUGCCAUUUCUGUUUAUUUUUCCAAUACAGUGAGUAAGUUUACAAAUUUUAUUUAACCCUCAACACUUAUAUGAGACUGUGGAUGUUAAUCUAUUUAAAUGAAAUAAAAAUGUCAAAAGAUACUUUAAUACUUUGAAAAAUAUGCAAAA